Messenger RNA from Xenopus laevis (African clawed frog), 3928 nucleotides. It is a transcript of the gene rasa3.L, whose product is annotated as RAS p21 protein activator 3 L homeolog. Lineage: Eukaryota; Metazoa; Chordata; Amphibia; Anura; Pipidae. Gene Ontology annotation, biological process: response to stress; negative regulation of Ras protein signal transduction; intracellular signal transduction. The record is from RefSeq and is a predicted model, not a curated record. Gene Ontology annotation, molecular function: GTPase activator activity. The coding region runs from base 201 to 2705 and encodes 834 amino acids. The transcript has 24 exons.
UGCAGGCUCCGGGGCUGGUAAGGCUGGAGGAUGGCACUUGUAUCUGCUUGGCGCUCUGCUAAGUUCUGUGCUACUGCAGAAGUAGCGCGAGUAGCGGCGCUUGGAGGAGCCGGAAACAUAAAGAAGAAUCCCAGAGAGAAUCCCGCGGAGCGCGGGCUAUUGCAGCACAGUGCAAGGAGCUGCUGAGUGCGAGCCGAAUCAUGGCAGUGGAGGAAGAAGGAAUCCGGGUGUUCCAGAGUGUCAAGAUAAAAAUAGGCGAAGCAAAAAAUCUUCCAUCUUAUCCUGGGCCUAACAAGAUGCGUGACUGCUUCUGUACUGUAAACCUGGACCAGGAGGAGGUGUUCAGGACCAAGAUAGUCGAGAAAUCACUUUGUCCAUUCUAUGGAGAAGACUUUUACUGUGAGAUCCCUCGUAGUUUUCGCCAUUUAUCCUUUUACAUAUUUGACAGAGAUGUUUUCCGGAGGGAUUUAAUCAUGGGCAAAGUCUCAAUUUUAAAGGAAGAUCUGCAGCAGUACAACAACAGGGACACGUGGUUCCAGGUUCAACAUGUGGAUGCUGAUUCAGAGGUUCAGGGGAAAGUACACCUGGAACUGAGACUGAGUGAAGUGAUUACUGACUCUGGAGUCAUCUGCCAUAAGCUUUUAACACGAGUGUUGGAGUGUCAGGGCUUGCCAAUUGUGAACGGUCAGUGUGAUCCAUAUGCCACUGUAACGUUACUUGGACCAUCUCGGUCUGAAGCAAAAAAGACAAAGGUUAGGAAGAAGACUAACAACCCACAGUUUGAUGAGGUGUUUUAUUUUGAGGUAACAAAACCCUGUAGCUACAACAAGAAAUCUCAUUUUGAAAUUGAAGAAGAUGAUGUGGACAAGCUGGAGAUCAGAGUUGACUUAUGGAAUGCCAGUAAUCUUAAAUUUGGCGAUGAGUUUCUUGGUGAACUGAAGUUACCACUGAAGGUUUUGCGGCAGUCCAGUUGUCACGGAGCAUGGUACUUUCUUCAGCCCAGGGACAAUGGGAAGUCAGUAAAGCCAGAUGACCUGGGAUCUCUGAGGUUAAAUGUGGUUUAUACAGAGGAUCAUGUUUUCCCCAGUGAAUUCUACAGCCCCCUUCGCGACCUUGUGUUAAAAUCAGGAGAUAUUGAGCCUGUUUCUGCAUCUGCUGCACAUGUGUUGGGUGAAGUGUGCAGAGAAAAACAGGAAGCUGCUAUACCUCUAGUCCGGCUCUUUUUGCACUAUGGAAAGAUUGUGCCUUUCAUCAGCGCAAUUGCAAAUGCUGAAGUGAACAGAACACAAGAUCCGAACACAAUAUUCCGAGGAAACUCGUUAACCUCAAAGUGCAUCGAUGAGACAAUGAAAUUGGCAGGGAUGCAUUAUCUUCAAGUUACACUAAAACCAAUUAUAGACGAGAUCUGCGAGGCUCAUAAACCCUGUGAGAUAGAUCCGGUAAAGUUAAAAGAUGGUGAAAAUUUUGAGAACAAUAAGGAAAACCUGAAAAAUUAUGUAGACCGGAUAUUUGAUGUCAUCACAAAAUCUGGCGUUAGCUGCCCCACCGUCAUGUGUGACAUUUUUUUCUCACUGAGAGAGUCAGCCGCCAAGCGUUUUCAAAGUGAUCCAGAUGUUCGAUACACAGCUGUGAGCAGCUUCAUUUUUCUCCGAUUCUUUGCACCUGCCAUCCUAUCCCCUAAUCUCUUCCAGCUCAGCCCUCAUCACCCAGACCCACAGACUUCUAGAACCUUAACUCUUAUAUCCAAGACUAUACAGACACUGGGAAGUUUAUCAAAAUCUAAAUCUGCAAGCUUCAAGGAGAAUUACAUGGCUGCUUUUUAUGAAAACUUUAAUGAACAGAAAUAUGCAGAUGCUGUGAAAAAUUUCCUUGAUUUGAUUUCAUCUUCUGGAAGAAGAGAUCACAAAAGAAUAGAGCAGCCAAUUCUGCUUAAGGAAGGGUUUAUGAUCAAGAGAGCGCAAGGAAGAAAACGAUUUGGGAUGAAGAAUUUUAAGAAACGAUGGUUUCGUCUUACCAACCACGAAUUUACCUACCAAAGAAGUAAAGCAGGCGAUCACCCCUUGUGCAGUAUUCCCAUAGAAAACAUUCUGGCUGUUGAAAAAUUAGAGGAGGAAUCAUUCAAAAUGAAGAAUAUGUUCCAGGUUAUUCAACCAGUACGAACGCUUUACAUCCAAGCAAAUAAUUGUGUUGAAGCCAAGGACUGGAUAGACAUCCUCACCAAAGUUAGUCAGUGCAACAAGAAGCGCCUCACUGUUUACCACCCAUCAGCCUAUCUGAAUGCUCACUGGCUGUGCUGCAAGGCUACCUCAGAAAAUGCCCCUGGGUGCACUCCUUGCACUGGGGGCCUACCAGCAAAUAUACAGCUUGAUAUAGAUGGAGACAGGGAGACGGAGCGCAUUUAUUCUCUGUUUAUCACCUACCUGUGCAAGCUUGAAAAAAUGCAAGAGGCUUGUGGGAGCAAGUCUGUGUAUGAUGGGCCUGAGCAGGAGGAAUAUAGCACGUUCUUGAUUGAUGAUCCGCGCGAAACCUACAAGUCUCUCUGUCACAUCAUAGAGGCCGUGAAAACAUUGGAACAAGAGCAUGCUCAGUACAGAAGGGAUAAGUUCAAAAAGACAAAGUAUGGAAGCCAGGAGCACCCCAUAGGCGACAAGAGCUUCCAGAGCUACAUCAGGCAGCAGUCUGAGAUAUCUGCACAUUCCAUUUGAGCCAACAUAGGAUGCACUUAAAGGAUUAAAGCAGGAAAAAGGAAAUGUUUCAUCUCUGAAGAUAUUGGCAUGUGAACAGAGCAAGAGAGAGUGCUUGAACGCCUGGGCAAUGUUAGCCAAUGCUUUAGACUUACAAGCAGAGACUUGCUGAGACUUCAGUGUGUUUUGGGGACUGUUACAAUACUUGCUAUGCACUUUAUUCAUCUGAUAACAGAUGGCAGAACCUUUUUUUCGUUUGUUGUUGGCAUUUCCCUCUUUUCCUUGUGAUCGGUUCAGUGAACUGCUUCAUAGACGGACCUUUUGUUUUUUUCCUUAAAAUCACAUGCAUUCCUGGGGCUCAUAUACAGAAUAAGUAAGGGUUGCACACGAGCUGUGCACUUAAAAACAAUUCAUUUACAGCCUGAAUGCCAUCUCUUGGGGGCACUCACAUGCUCCUUGGCACCAUUCCCUCUUGGCCUGCCUCUAGAAUGCUCUGAAAUCUCACAGAUUCUCUGUGGUUCCUCUGGCUUCACUUGAAAUAUUUCACUAUUGCUGAAAAGAGCAGAAUAGGCACUAUCAGCAUUAUAUGGAGGUUAUAACCAGUUUUGUAAAUGAACCUUACACAGACUUAAGCUAAGUCACAGAGAAUAUGUGUUGGUUCCCACAUUUAAUUAUUAAAAAAUUGGGCAUCAAUGGAUGCUAGCCCCUGUUUCAUUUUUUGGCUGAAACUGAUGCCAACACUUAUUCUAAGGACCUUAAAAAUGUCAUGCCUUAAUGGUCAAUAUAACUGUGGUUAUAAAGUAGACCCUUGGCCUGUCUACCUACUCCAUUAACAAAUGUGAUUGUGCCACCUACCUUUGCAUAUUAUUUUGCUUUAUUGUCCUUUGGAUGGUACAAAAAGAACUACUGCUCUUGUCUCUGGACUUUCACUUUCUGUGCCAAACUGCUGCUUCGUGUUCUUAUUUUGUGUUUUGUUUCAGCCUAGCUACUGUAGUGAAACUUGCAUUAUGAAAGUUAAUCAGGUGGUAGCCCAUUAACCCAGAGGGCAGCUGGGCAAUGGACUGAAUACCAGAAUGUAAAAAGGCAUAGGAGGUGGCCCAGAAACAAGUAUAUAUAAAUAAUAAGAGAUAAUAUUAAAAAUGAGCUUACCCCACAAGCGAUAUGCUCUUGAAAUGAUAGGGUUACUGGGCCUACAAACCAGAAGCUAGUUCUGAUUUCUAGUUGGAUGGAGGCAAAAAACAAAA